AUGGCUCUUCAGGAUGUGUGCAAAUGGCAGGCCCCCGACACCCAGGGACCAUCCGUUCACUUGCCUCAGGCUGGUGGCUGGGCUGUACCCCGGGGCUGUGACCCUCAAACCUUCCUGCAGAUUUACGGCCCCAGGCUGGCUCAUGGCACCACCACCCUGGCUUUUCGCUUCCGUCAUGGUGUCAUUGCUGCAGCUGACACUCGCUCCUCCUGUGGCAGCUACGUGGCAUGUCCAGCCUCACGCAAGGUCAUCCCCGUGCACCAGCACCUCCUGGGUACCACCUCUGGAACCUCUGCCGACUGUGCCACAUGGUAUCGGGUGUUACGGAGGGAGCUGCGCCUUCGGGAACUGAGGGAAGGUCAGCUGCCCAGUGUGGCAGGCGCAGCCAAACUCUUGUCAGCAAUGAUGUCCCGCUACCGGGGUCUGGAUCUGUGUGUGGCCACUGCCCUGUGUGGCUGGGACCACACUGGCCCUGCUCUCUUCUAUGUCUACAGUGAUGGGACUUGUCUGCAGGGGGAUAUCUUUUCUGUGGGCUCUGGAUCUCCAUAUGCCUAUGGUGUACUGGACCGUAGCUACCACUAUGACAUGACCAUCGAGGAAGCCUACGCCCUGGCCCGCUGUGCUGUGGCCCAUGCUACCCACCGUGAUGCUUAUUCAGGGGGCUCGGUGGACCUUUUCCACGUUCGGGAGAGUGGAUGGGAGUAUGUAUCCCGCAGUGAUGCCUAUGUGCUGUAUAUGGAGCUGCAGAAAGCCCAGGGCUUGGAGCAGGAGCUGGAGGAAAAAGCUGGCGAGGUCCAUCCUGACCCUGCCUCUCCACAAGAUGCUCAAGGAGGCGGAGGACUCUUUGCGGAGCCAGAGGAGGUGACACCAAAUGACUGUGGAAUAAUAACAGCGAAGACUAAAACAAUGUGA
Acomys russatus (golden spiny mouse) is the source of this 912-nucleotide messenger RNA. RefSeq names its product proteasome subunit beta 11 (gene Psmb11). The coding region runs from base 1 to 912 and encodes 303 amino acids. Gene Ontology annotation, molecular function: threonine-type endopeptidase activity. Gene Ontology annotation, cellular component: proteasome core complex. Lineage: Eukaryota; Metazoa; Chordata; Mammalia; Rodentia; Muridae. The record is from RefSeq and is a predicted model, not a curated record. The transcript has a single exon.